This is a messenger RNA of Fukomys damarensis (Damara mole-rat), 1436 nucleotides long. RefSeq names its product SAGA complex associated factor 29 (gene Sgf29). Gene Ontology annotation, cellular component: SAGA complex. NCBI's taxonomy places the organism in Eukaryota, Metazoa, Chordata, Mammalia, Rodentia, Bathyergidae. The record is from RefSeq and is a predicted model, not a curated record. The transcript has 13 exons. The coding region runs from base 461 to 1342 and encodes 293 amino acids.
ACGGGCGCAUGCGUAAGGGGGCCCGCCGCGCUAGCCCAAGCUUAUAAAAGGGGAAAAAACUGUGUGUGGUUCUCGACGGGCCGCGAAUCUUCGGACGGAAGUGCGUUGCCAUUCGUGCAGCGAGAAAGCAUUCGAGGACGCGCCUGCUCCCGCCGUCUCAACUGCCAGCGAGACGUGCUUGUUUCUCCUGGGACUCUGUGGUAUCUCAGGCCACAAACCUUCAGGUAUUCAUGAUGCUCUCUUCCCCUUCUCCACCAACCUAUUACCAACCUACUUGUCCUUGAGGUUUUGAAGUUCUGCUUCUGGAUGUCUUGAGUGUUGUCUUUGACACUCGGCAGAGCCUGUUUAUCACAUUGAUUGCUGUAUAUCCCUCAUGCCUGCCCCAGAAUAGAUACUUAGCUGAACUCAAACUUGUGACCCUCUUGCCUCAGCUUCCCAGAAUGGGACUGCACACUUUACCAUGGCCCUUGUGUCUGCUGACUCCCGCAUCGCAGAGCUCCUCACAGAGCUUCAUCAGCUGAUCAAACAAACCCAGGAAGAGCGUUCUCGGAGUGAGCACAACUUAGUGAACAUCCAGAAGACCCAUGAGCGGAUGCAGACAGAGAACAAAAUUUCUCCUUACUUCCGGACAAAGCUGCGCGGCCUGUACACCACUGCCAAGGCUGACGCAGAGGCUGAGUGCAACAUCCUCAGGAAGGCCCUGGAUAAGAUCGCCGAGAUCAAGUCUCUCUUGGAAGAGAGGAGGAUUGCGGCCAAGAUCGCGGGCCUGUACAAUGACUCGGAGCCCCCUCGGAAGACCAUGAGGAGAGGGGUGCUGAUGACGCUGCUGCAGCAGUCGGCCAUGACCCUACCCCUGUGGAUCGGGAAGCCUGGUGACAAGCCCCCACCUCUCUGUGGGGCCAUUCCAGCAUCAGGGGACUACGUGGCCAAACCUGGGGACAAGGUUGCUGCACGGGUGAAGGCUGUGGAUGGGGACGAGCAGUGGAUCCUGGCUGAGGUGGUCAGUUACAGCCACGCCACCAACAAGUAUGAAGUGGAUGAUAUUGAUGAAGAAGGCAAAGAGAGACACACCCUCAGCCGCCGGCGCAUCAUCCCGCUGCCCCAGUGGAAGGCCAACCCCGAGACGGACCCCGAGGCCCUGUUUCAGAAGGAGCAGCUUGUGCUGGCCCUGUAUCCACAGACCACCUGCUUCUACCGGGCCCUGAUCCACACUCCCCCACAUCGGCCCCAGGAUGACUACUCCGUCCUGUUUGAAGACACCUCCUACGCAGAUGGCUACUCCCCUCCUCUCAAUGUGGCCCAGAGGUACGUUGUGGCUUGUAAGGAGCCUAAGAAAAAGUGAAGAAGGCUGGCAGACGCAGGCAACUGCUGCCCUCACUCCUCCUGGGAGAGGCAACAAAGGCUUUUCUGUGAGCAAAUAAAUCCUCAUCCCUCUC